Messenger RNA from Planococcus citri (citrus mealybug), 5905 nucleotides. It is a transcript of the gene nmo, whose product is annotated as serine/threonine-protein kinase nemo. Gene Ontology annotation, biological process: protein phosphorylation; intracellular signal transduction. The transcript has 10 exons. The coding region runs from base 456 to 1847 and encodes 463 amino acids. Gene Ontology annotation, cellular component: cytoplasm; nucleus. NCBI's taxonomy places the organism in Eukaryota, Metazoa, Arthropoda, Insecta, Hemiptera, Pseudococcidae. The record is from RefSeq and is a predicted model, not a curated record. Gene Ontology annotation, molecular function: MAP kinase activity; ATP binding.
UAUCCAUUUAUCCAGCUACAGUGCGUUAGUAACCAUUCAAUCAGCCAUCAUUUCGUUAGUUGUGUGAAAACGCUGGCAAUGUGUCACGAUACGAUCGGAAAUUCUUCGCGAUUAUAACGUUAAAAAGUAUCUUAAUUCGACUGUAAUAUCAUCGCGAAACGUGAAAUGAAAAUAAUCCGUCGAAUCGAGCGUGAAUAGUGCUUCGUUAACUAGUUUCUGUUACGUUAAUUAGUGCUUGUGAAUGGUUCUUUUUUCCAACCCAUCUAGUGUAUCGUAUCACUCUCUACUAGAGGAGUAAUAAUAAUUAUUGAUAAAUGUUGACGGAGAAAAUUAUUGAAAAUUAUUCGACUUCAGGUACGAUGCAAAGUUGCUGUAACAGGAGUGAAGAAAUUACUACACAAAUGAAAACUACCCUCCGGUGACGAUCAAGAAACACACGUAUCAACUAGAUCGAAAUGGCAGUCGUGGGACCCAGUAGACACACCAGAGUGUCUAUGUCAUUAAUGCAGGGUUCGUCUACAACGGGCAGUAAUAAUACUGGCAAUAAUAAUUCGAAUACCAACGGCACUAGUAACAGUAAUAGUGUCGGUAGUAAUGGUAACAAUAAUAGCAGUCAACAGAGUGUAUUAUCUGCUCCUCAAAAUAAUUAUUUCAAUGCUCAACCAACGCAUCAGGCUUCGAAUAACAUCGCCCAGUCGCAUCAUUUUCCUUCCGAUGUUCAAGCCGAUAGACCUAUCGGAUAUGGAGCUUUUGGCGUAGUGUGGGCUGUUACGGAUCCUAGAGAUGGUCGACGUGUGGCGUUAAAGAAGUUACCUAAUGUGUUCCAAUCGCUGGUUUCUUCGAAAAGAGUUUUUAGAGAAUUAAAAAUGCUUUGUUUUUUCAAACACGAAAAUGUACUCUCAGCUUUGGAUAUACUGCAACCCCCGCAUCUAGACUUUUUCCACGAAAUAUACGUUAUUACAGAGUUACUACAAAGUGAUCUCCAUAAAAUAAUCGUCUCACCACAGCAUUUAUCUUCGGAUCAUAUUAAAGUCUUCCUGUAUCAAAUAUUGAGAGGUUUGAAAUAUUUACAUUCAGCGAAAAUCUUACAUCGAGAUAUCAAACCUGGGAAUCUUUUAGUCAAUAGCAAUUGUGUUCUUAAGAUAUGCGAUUUCGGUCUCGCCAGAGUUCAAGAGCCCGACGAGAAGAAACCAAUGACUCAAGAGGUAGUUACUCAGUAUUAUAGAUCACCAGAAAUCCUGAUGGGAGCAAAACAUUAUACCACUGCCGUUGAUGUGUGGAGCGUUGGCUGUAUUUUUGGCGAAUUACUCGGACGACGGAUUUUAUUCCAAGCUCAUAGUCCUAUUCAGCAGUUGGAAUUAAUCACGGAUUUGUUGGGUACUCCAAAACCAGAAGAUAUGCGUGGCGCGUGCGAUGGCGCUAGAUCUCAUAUGGUUAGACAACGUAUGAAACCAGCUUCUUUAAAUACAUUGUAUAAUCUUUCAAGUCAAGCUACACCCGAGGCCGUCCAUUUACUUUGUCGUAUGCUUGUUUUUGAUCCGGAAAAAAGAAUAAGCGUUGUGGACGCCUUGAAUCAUCAGUAUUUGGAUGAAGGAAGACUUCGUUACCAUUCUUGCAUGUGCAAGUGUUGCUAUACUACAUCCAAUUCUCUGAGACAGUUUACUCACGACCUUGAACCGAUUGCCUCGCGGUCUUUUCAAGAUGGUUGGGAGAAGAAGUUAACCAGCAUACAGCACGUCAAAGAGGAAAUGCAUAAAUUUAUAUCAGACCAGUUGAACAAUAGCAGCAGAGUACCAUUAUGUAUUAAUCCGCAAUCAGCCGCAUUUAAAAGUUUCGCUAGGGGAUGAAGAAAUAUUUAACUUCGAAAUUAUUACGGAAACGUGAAGAAAACGUUCGUUUGGGAUUAAUUAACGAAUCUACCUAGAUUACAUUUGUGACUACUUCUUGGAUUCUCAGUUUAAGACAGAAUUAUUCUAACGUGUAUAAAUAUUUAAUUUUUUUUAGCUCGACAGUCGCUCAUCCUUCGGAAUUACCGCCGUCUCCGCAACAGUGGGACUGACAAACGUUGCGUGUGAACGAAACGAAAAUCACGGUUGUAAAAUCAUCGUGUUGAUUUUUGGUUUCGAUUCUCGAAACGAAUAAUAUGGUUUUAUUUUAUAUUUGUGUAUUUUUGAUUGAUGGCUGAGAGAAGAAUAUUGAUCGGUGAUUUGAUAUUACCUACGUGAUUUUUUCAAGUACCUAUGGUUAUAUAAGUGUUUGUCUGUCUGUGUGUGUGUGUGUGAGUUUGAGUUUUUUUUGUGCAAAUUUCACAACGUAUUUAACGAACUAUGAACUAUGUAUUGAAUAAGUGUCUUCGAAUGAUCAAGUGAUUCAUUUUUUUAAGGUAGAUUUUUUUUUCUAAAUAUAGUGAAGGUAUUUUUUUUUUUUUUUUUUUGUAUUAUAAUAUGGGAAAAUAGAAAAGAUGAUCGUAUUCUUGGGUAUCAUUAUGUCAACAUGUCAAAUUACGCUGCCGCCUUAUUAUGCUUAAAUAAUUUUUCCCUUUUUAUGUAUUAUGUACAACACGACGAUGUUGUACUUUGUAAAAAUUGUGUAUAAUAGAUGAAAAUGAUAUAUUAUUUUUGCUCAGCUAUUAGCGUUUUAAGAAUUUUUAGAUUUUUACCACUUUAUUACGGCGACUGAAAAUGUUUGGCUUUAAUUAUUUCUUCUUUAUAUGUACUUUUUUUUUCUUUUUUUUUCCUCUUCUGUAUCGUUUGUGGAAUUUUAAAAUACGCGACAGAAUAUAUUGUUUUGAUGACGAUAGACAUCGAAUCGUGUGAACAACUAGUCCUCUUUUAUAAUUUGAUGCGAGUCUGUGACUUGUAUCUUCAUUUUAAAAUUUUUUUUUCCUCCUUUCUGUUUCUUUUUAUUACUAAAUACUUUCAUAGAAUUUUAUUAUUUUAAGCGUGGAUGUUUAAUCGUAGAUCGAUACGAUGAUCUGUUGUGGUCGCGAGUUCGACGCGAAAUUGGCUGAUUAAUAAUUGUGUUCAAAUACCAGUGCAAACGUACUCAACUACAUACGAGUACGUUUGCACGAUAUAUUGAAUUUUUUUUGGGUGAUUAAGGUCAGUUUUAGUUCAUUUGUACUGAGUAUUAAUUAUUCAAUUCGAGGUGUAACGAUAGGCGAUCGUGUGUUACUCUUUAUGUGGAUGCUAUUGUUUAAGUGUAUUGUCGAUCGUACAAUCUGUUGCUUUGAUAUUAAUAUUUCUAUAUCUCGGGUGAUAAGUUGUGAUGUAUAUACGUUUUAUAAAAUUAAUUACGUUGUCAUUCGUGUUUGAUACACAUACCUGAUGUUUAGGAGGGUAGAAGGAACUUUUUCUCUUUUUUUUUGCUCCAAAUCCAAAAGUAAACCUAGUAAUUGUAGUUGGCUUUAGAAAAUAUGUGAAGUAACUGAAGUGAUUAAUUGAAAGGUUCCUCUUUUUUUUUUUUCAUUUGUAAUCAAUCGAAUAUGUAAUGAUAUUAAAUGAAAUAAUUUUUUAGUUAGCUGAUCGAUAGAAUUAAUGCCCCGGUGGCUCGAUUCGAUCGUGAUGAUGACAAUUUUUGGAUAAUAUGACACCAUCAAAAAUACAAUAUUUGUUCUUAUUUUGAUAAAAUUUCAGGGAAAAUAUCGAUCAAAAGAAUCGGUAACGUGAUUGUGUGACUAACCUCUUACCAAUUUUUGUAAACUAAAAGAUGAAAGUUUGAAAAAAAAUGCACAAAUUUCAAAAGGCAGACGUUCAACUUGAACUUUCAACUUCUCAGGUUCUAAAAUAAUCACGAAAUAUGGUGUAAAUCGAUGAAAUGUAUGUUUUUGCCUUUUGGUCGGUAUUUCUUUCAAUACGUUAUUUUUUUAAAUUAUGGAUCUCCUUGGAUUGAAGUUGGAGAAAUCGAACCAGAAUUAUUCUGAAAAAUAUUCACUGAAAAGUUGAAAUCCGUUUCAAUUGUUUUUUAGUUGAAAAAAAAAUAUAUUGCCAAAAGUUUGAAAUAAAACAUUGAAAUUUUUCUCAGGCUGCGUCUUACAUCCUACUCUGCUGAGAUGUUUUUAUUUUCAUUUUCGUGUUUCAGAAAUUUGAUUUUUUUUAGAAUUUCAUUGCCUGGGUAGCUGUUUUCUUUGGAAAAAAAUUGACCAGAAAAAAUUUCGACCUGAGUAAAUUUCAACCUCACACUCCUCCUCAAAUUUGAACAAUUAUUUUUUGAAAUUUUUCGUCAAAAUUCCUGCUUUUUGCCAAAUUGUAAAAAAGUCCUACUUUUUUAUAUUUUUUAAUGGAAUUGAAAACUUGGAAAUAAAUUGUUGUAUUGAAUUUUUGAAAAUUCCACCAACGAAGUAGACUUGAAAAAAUCAAGUUGUAAGGUAUUGGAAAAAAUGUUUACGUCAGACUUUCAAUUUCAAAAAUUAUCUUUUAUUAAGUAUUUUUUUUGUCUGGCUCGCCAGUAAUUUUUUCAUUUUUUUGGUAAAAAUACUGGCAAGUGGCAAUCAUUAAUAUUUUUUGUAAAUUACCAACUUCUUGGCAAUUUUGGUGAAUUUCUGAUAAUUUUUGGUAAAUUACUGGUAAUUUUUGAUAAAUUACAGGUAAUAUUUGGUAAAUUACAGGUAAUAUUUGGUAAAUUACUGGUAAUUUUUGGUAAAUUACUGGUAAUUUUUGAUAAAUUUCUGGUAAUUUUUGAUAAAUUUCUGGUAAUUUUCAGUAAAUAAAUUGCUGCAAGUUUUGGGGAAUUUCUGGUAAUUCUCGAUAAAUUAGUGGUAAUGUUUGGUAAAUGACUGAUGAUUUCUGGUAAAGUAAAUUUUUGGUAAUGAGUUGUAAAUGACUGAUAAUUUUUGGUAAAUUAUUGGUAAUUUUUGGCAAACUAUUUGUAAUUUUUGGUCAAGUACUGGUGAUUUGUAUCUAUAUUUAGGUAAAUUACUGUCUUUUUUCUGGUAAAUAAGUGAUAACUUCUGAUGAAUUAUCGCCACUUGUUGGAAAAUUAUAUAAUGAUUUGCCAAACUUUCAAAAAAUGAACUUCCUCACAUUUUGUCAGUCUUAAAAACAAAAAAAAAAUCUUGUAGGAUCCUGUUCCUGUCAAUGAAAUUUUAUUAUUAAGUUGACAGCAAAAAAACACAUCCAUGAUUUAAUUGGAGCUUUUCUUACAGAAGAGAUUUUACUUCCAUUUUUUCUGCUCUCCUAUAAUAAAGUUUCCUAAACUUGCUCGAAAUUUGAAAAAUCAACAAAAAGCAGAACUUAUCGCAUAUUGGAAAAUAAAGAUAGCAAAAUUGAUUAGAUUACCUAACUAGUUUUGCAAAAUCGUUUGCUCUACUUCGAGAAAGAGAAAUUGAAAGUGUCGGUUGAACCUAACUUUGCAAUCUUAAUCCCAUUCAAUUUUUUGUAAAACAUGAAAAUCUACUAAGCAGUAUAAUUUUUUUGUGAUACAUUUUUGUAAUGACUGAAAUUACGAAAAAAUAUUACCAAUUCGUUAACGUGUAGGUAGCCCUUAGCAAUACCAAACAUAGGAUAAUUCGACGAUACAUUGUAAAUAAAUGCGAACCCAAGCAAGCGAGAAACCGCAGCUAAAUUUUAUCUCAAUGUUCGUGAUUAAUUUUAAAAAAACAAAAAAGAAAUGAUCGCGGAUUUUAUUUUAAUAAUUGGAAUUAUUUUAUCAUCGUAUUAUAAAAUUUGUAUAUACAGUAUUAUAAGAGAAAAAAAUUGUGAUUUUGUACGUAAUAGUUUCUACAUAAAGAUUCUCCUAUUAUAUCUGUAAUGCGUAUUGUAAUAAGACUUGUAUAAUAUUUCUGGUAAUAGUAUUUCGUUUCCUACCUAUAUAAAUGUCGAAUAUCCCAGCGUACUUCGUCGAAUCAGUGACGUUUGCCGGUCUAAUUAAUUUGUACGAGAAGUAAAUAAAAUAACGAAAAAGCGAA